Diversispora eburnea is the source of this 3831-nucleotide messenger RNA. The record is from the annotation of a GenBank genome assembly. NCBI's taxonomy places the organism in Eukaryota, Fungi, Glomeromycota, Glomeromycetes, Diversisporales, Diversisporaceae.
AUGUCUGGUAAUAAUAAUGAAUUCUAUAGGCCGCCUUAUUCAUCGGAUUCUACAAUAAUACCAACAACUCGUACUCCUCCUCCACCAGAAGAUGCUCCUCCAAAUCCUGUAGCCGUUAUAUUUAAUGCUAUCCUACAAAAUAAUUUACGUCUUAUUCGGUCUAUAUUGAAUCAAACCAAUUACGAUCUCAAUAAUUUGAGAAAUAAAGAUGGUAAAACUCCAUUAAUGGCAGCAUCGAGUCAUAAUUGUCCAGAUGUUGUUAGUUAUUUAUGCAGCAUUGGUACAAUGAAUGUCGAUUUACAAGAUAUUGAGGGAGAGACUGCACUUUAUCAAGCAGCCGCAGCAGGAAAUGCUGAAAUCGUUGAAAUAUUGAUUAAAUCGCAUGCUUAUGUUGAGAUUGGGAACAAGGAAAACAUUACACCACUUAUAAUCGCUGCUUAUAAUGGUCAUGCUGAUGUGUGUCGUGUACUUAUCGAUAUUGGUUACGCGAAUGUGGAUUUUCAAGAUAAUUCAAAUAAAUCAGCUUUGGCUCUAGCUGCUUACGAAGGACACCAUAAAACUGCAGAAGUUUUGUUAGCCCGAGGUGCAAAUGUCAACAUUAAAGAUGGAUUUGGUUGGACACCUUUAAUGCUUGCUGCAUUCGCAGGUCGAGGAGAAGUUUGUCGAUUAUUAUUAAUACAUAACGCCGAUAAAAAUACAAUGACUAAUAAUGGAAAAACUGCUAUUAUUCUUGCUAGGGAAGGUGGUUAUCUUGCUAUUGCAAAUUCAAUUGAAAAUUUUGUACCAGGUGUCCCUCCUUCUCGUGUUCCCCCUUUUCCUCGAAUUCUUCCAACUCGAACUCCCACAUUGCAAACAACUAACAAUAAUCCACCACCACAAAUGAAUACACCUUCACGAAUGAACAUACUUCCACAAAUGAAUACACCUCCACGAACAAAUUUAAAUAAUUAUCAAGCUUAUAACCGCAUUGGUUUUGAAAUUCCUGUUUUAAAUUCUGAGGAUCCUAAUGCAGCACCUAGGGGAUUUAUGAUGCCUCUUGAUCAUUCGGCAUCACCAAAAAGAAGAACAAUUCAACCUAAAAAUGCUGAACGACGUAGAUCUCAAUAUUUAAGUUUGAGCGGUGAAGCAUUGAGCAAUGCACCAAAUCGUUUAAUCACUGCACCUCACGUUAAGCAUGAUAUGGCACCAAGAAAGGAACGAACUCCAUGGGUUAUCUUUUCUUUAAUAGUCACAGCAUGUUUCUUUAAUCCUUGUUUAUCGUUUUUUGGGAAAAUGAAUGAUGCUAGUGUUAGACAAGCAUGGCGUGAAAAAGUAGCUUUAUGUUUUAUCAUAUUGUGUAUUUCAGGUUUCAUGGGAUUCAUAACUUUCGGUUUCUCAACCUUUGCUUGCGUAAAAAUAAAUCCUUUAUAUCCAGAAGAGAUUCCUGUAUUAUAUGGUCCUCAAGUACCUGGUAUAAAAGCACAUAUUAUCCGUGGAAAACUUUAUAAUACAGGCGUUUAUUUUUCAAGUGGCGGUCAUCGACCUAUAGCUCCACUUAAUGAUUCAGAUUUGGAUCCUAUUAUUACACCAUUAUUUGGUAGAGAUAUUUCUGGUUUCUUUCCUCCAGAUAAUAGAGUUUCAGGAUGUGGAAUGACUCCAAAAGAUAAUGGAACAAUUUGCGCUCAAGGACUUACUGAUAAAAAAUUUCACUGUCACACUUCACUUGCCUCACUUAAAGCUUUACAAUCUCUUGAUAUGAAUUUGUUUGUCUUUUACACAUGGAAUAAUGUUACCAAUGGUCAACGUAAAAUGUUUGUAUAUAAUUCAAAUGUAUAUGAUAUAACAGAUUACCUUGAAUUACCUGCUAGUGAUCAGUGGCUUGGAGAUGCAAAAGUUACCGCUUGGCUUACCAGUCUUGUUGGUAAAGAUUCUACGAAGGAUAUCGUACAUGAUAAAAGAUCAAAAGAGAUUGCAAAAUGUUUCAAUUAUUUUUUGGUUGGACAAAUUGAUGGUACAACUAUUGGAUGUUUUUCUACUAAUUCAGUUCUUAUUAUAAUGAUAGUUGUAUUUACUGCAAUUACACUCAUCAAGUUUGUUUCAGCUAUAGUCUUUGAUUGGUUUUUAUCAUGGCAACUAGGUAAAAUUUCAAGUAAACCAAAAAAAGAUGAUCUCACUUCACAUAUUAUAUUAUUGGUUACAUGUUAUUCCGAAGGUGAACAUUCAAUUCGUACCACACUUGAUUCAUUAGCUGGAACAAAUUAUUCUGAUAAACAUAAAUUAUUAUUUGUAAUUUCUGAUGGAGAUAUCACUGGUUCGGAGAAUGAUAGAUCUACUCCACAAAUAUGUGAAGAUUUAAUGGAACCUUUUAAUCCUAAUGAACCUAAACCAGUACCUAAAUCUUAUUUUGCAAUUGGUGAUGGAUUGAAACAACAUAAUAUGGCAAAAGUUGUAAUAGGUUAUUAUAAUGUCUCUAAUCAUCGAGUUCCAAUGGUUUUUAUUAAUAAAGUUGGUACACCAAAAGAAAGAAAAGGUUCCAAAGCUGGUAAUCGUGGAAAACGAGAUUCUCAACUUAUAUUGAUGAAAUGGCUUAGUCACAUUUGUUUCAAUGAUCGGAUGAGUCCUUUAGAAUUUGAAUUAUUUGAAAAAGUUCGUAAAUUAACGGGUAUUACCCCUGAUAAAUAUGAAAUGGUUUUAAUGGUGGAUGCAGAUACACUUGUUAAACCUGAUAGCGUUGGUCGGAUGGUAGCUGCUAUGGAACGUGAUCCUAAAGUUAUGGGACUUUGUGGUGAAACAAAGAUAGCAAAUAAAACUGCUAAUUGGAUAACAAUGAUUCAAGUUUUUGAAUACUAUAUAUCACAUCAUCUUGGAAAAUCAUUUGAAUCAAUCUUUGGAGGUGUAACUUGUUUGCCAGGUUGUUUUUGUAUGUAUCGUAUCAAAGCACCUAAAUAUACUGGAUAUUCAGUACCAAUUCUUGUCAAUCCAGAUAUUGUUGAGAUGUACUCUUCGAAUAGUGUGGAAACUUUACAUCAAAAAAAUCUUUUACUUCUUGGAGAGGAUCGUUAUCUCACCACAUUAAUGUUAAGAACAUUUACAAAACGUAAAAUGAUUUAUGUUCCUAAAGCUAUUUGUAAGACUGUAGUACCUGAUGAAUUUCAAGUUUUGUUAUCUCAACGUCGUCGAUGGAUUAAUUCGACUAUACAUAAUUUGAUGGAACUUAUUUUAGUUCCUCAACUUUGUGGUAUAUUUUGUUGUUCUAUGCAAUUUGUGAUUUUCCUUGAAUUGGUAGGAACAGUGGUAUUACCUUCAUCACUUGUGUUUAUAAUAUAUUUGAUAUAUUCCGGCAUACAAGGAGCUUCAGUAAUUUUGCCAUUAAUAUUUAUUACUGCAACAUAUUUCUUGCAAGCAUUUUUAGUUAUCUUUACUUCACAUAAACUGAUUUAUGUGGUAUGGAUGUUAAUUUUUAUAAUUGCUACACCAAUAUGGAAUUUCAUAUUACCUAUAUAUGCAUUUUGGCAUUUUGAUGAUUUUUCAUGGGGUGCUACACGUAAAAUUGCUGGAGAAGAUAAUGGUCAUGGAGGAGGAAAUAAAGAUAAAUUUAAUCGUGGUGACAUACCAAUGAAACGUUGGGAUGAAUGGAAAUCGGAUACAUUAAAAACGGGAAAUUUCAAUCAAAAUUCUACGAUAAAUCAUCAACAAAUUCCAUCAUCUGAUGAAUCUACAUUAAGAACUGGACCUUCACCACCUCCUAAGACAAUGUCACCAGGUCAAAACUUACCACCUCAAAGAGUAAUGACACCAGGAAAUGGUGGAAGACCAUUAGGUCCUAGAACACCUGGAUCAUUAUUAAAAUGA